Messenger RNA from Telopea speciosissima, 2609 nucleotides. RefSeq names its product E3 UFM1-protein ligase 1 homolog. Gene Ontology annotation, molecular function: UFM1 ligase activity. The coding region runs from base 54 to 2576 and encodes 840 amino acids. The transcript is spliced from 20 exons. The record is from RefSeq and is a predicted model, not a curated record. Gene Ontology annotation, biological process: protein K69-linked ufmylation; response to endoplasmic reticulum stress; regulation of proteasomal ubiquitin-dependent protein catabolic process. Gene Ontology annotation, cellular component: endoplasmic reticulum membrane. NCBI's taxonomy places the organism in Eukaryota, Viridiplantae, Streptophyta, Magnoliopsida, Proteales, Proteaceae.
CCUCCUAUUCCUCUCCUUCGCUCCGAAAACUCGAACGUGAACGAUCCGAAAAGAUGGACGACGAAUUGCUGGAAUUGCAGAGACAGUUCGAGUUUGCUCAACAAGCGAAGUCGAGUAUUAGAUUGUCAGAAAGAAAUGUAGUCGAAUUAGUUCGAAAGCUCCAAGAGCUUCAAAUUAUCGAUUUCGAACUUCUCCACACCGUCUCCGGCAAAGAAUACAUCACGCAUGAUGAAUUGAGGCUUGAAAUGUUGGCAGAGAUUACUAAAUCCGGGCGUGUUUCUCUGAUUGAUCUUGCUGACACCAUUGGGGUGGAUUUGUAUUACGUUGAGAUGCAAGCGCGACAGAUAGUGGCAGAUGAAGUGGGGCUUAUGCUGAUUCAAGGCGAGAUCAUAUCCCAGUCUUAUUGGGAUUCUGUCGCGGAAGAAAUUAACGAGCGGCUUCAGGAGUGUAGUCAGAUUGCUCUGGCAGAGCUCGCUGCACAGUUGCAUGUCGGUUCAGAGUUGUUGGCGACUGUGUUGGAGCCACGCCUCGGGACCAUUGUGAAAGGGAGAAUGGAAGGUGGGCAAUUGUAUACGCCUGUAUAUGUUGCCCGGGUUAAUGCGAUGGUUCGUGGAGCCACCAGGGGUAUCACAGUUCCAACAAAUUUAUCGACGGUUUGGAGCUCAUUGCAGCAACUACUGCUCGAAAUGAAUGGAGCGAAUGGCGUGACUGUUGAGGGUCCAUUUUUCCAGUCUCUUUUCAAUGGUCUGGUGAAGAGUGGAGAGAUCCUUGGAUCACUUCGUGCUGGAGUUCAUUGGACACCUGCUGUGUUCGCUCACGCUCAAAAGGAAAGUGUAGAUUCUUUCUUCUCACAGAACUCUUUUAUCAGCUAUGAAGUUCUUCAAAAACUUGCAGUACCACAGCCUAAACAGUACUUGCAGUCCAGAUAUCCUGAAGGCAUUCUGCUAGAUACUGUUUUUGUUCACCCCUCAAUGAUUGAAAUGUUGGAUGCUGCUACCGAGGAUGCCAUUGAACAUUCUAGCUGGAUCGAUUCUCUUUCAGUUUUAUCUGCAUCUUUUGGAUCCCAAGAUGCUUUUAAGCUUCUGUUGCACUGUCCAUCCGUUCAGAGGGCCCUUAAGUCAUCCAAAGCAGUCAUCUUGGGAGAGUCAUGUGUGUUUAGCAAUGCAUUUAUCAAGAAUGUGUUUGAUCAACUGGAAAAAGAGAUCGAAUCCUUUUGUCAUUCAAGCCUUGCUGGUCAAGGGCAAACUGGUGAUUUAUGUUUAGUUGGUGAAGCUAAAGUUGGAAUUGAUAACUUACGAAGAGGUGAGUUGACUGAGCCAGGUAAUGAGGGUGGAGGUAGUAAACAUGCAGUGGAGAAAGGAUCAAAGAAGAAGAAAGGAAAAGCAACAGGAAACACGAAAACAGGAGCUGCUGAAAGUGGUCUUGAUAACCAGGAAAACCUUCCUACAAAAUCUAAGAAGAACCAGCGAAACAGUAAGGAUUCAGGUUCCUUACAAGUAUCAGAUGGAAAAUCAGGUGCCAGAAAGGAUUUGGAUAAAAUGAAAGAAGACAAUCAUAAUGUUCCUUCUGAAGAUUGGAUAAUGCAAAAGAUCUUGAUGCUGGUCCCAGAAUUUGAAGAACAAAGAGACCUGGAUGAUUCAUGCACGUUCCUUACACCCUUGGUGAGCAUUUUGAGACCUAUGCUGCUCACUUCAUGGAAAGAGAGAAGAAAAUCAUUGGUUAUGGAAAAUACAGAGAAAAUGAAGCGGUUGCUCGAUAAUUUACAGAAGAAACUAGAUGAGGCUUUCUUAAAUUUGCAGCUCCAUGAGAAAGCGUUAGAUCUGUUUGAAGAUGAUCAAUCAACCUCAGUUAUUUUACACAGGCACCUGCUAAGAACAACAGCUAAUUCUAUGGUGGACAUGCUUUUACUUGACUUGGAAAUGCAUAAUAAACUGAAGAAUGGAAUUGAAGUGGAUGAAUCUCAAAAUCCAGACUCCAAAUCACUAAGUUCUGGUGAUAGAGUGUCCCUUGCAAAGAGUUUGGAUGGAUCUCUUUCGGUUAGGGCUCUUGCAGUUGUUGAGGCUUUGGAAGGAAAGCGGGUUGAAACAUUCAUGACUGCAUUAAGAGCAUUAGCAGAGGAAAGUGGCAUACUCUUAAAGAAGCUUGAUAAGAAAUUGGAGAGAACACUGUUGCAUUCCUAUCGCAAGGACUUGACAUCACAUGUUUCUUCUGAAACUGAUCCAGUUGCAAUCCUGCCCAAAGUUGUUUCUCUACUCUAUUUGCAGAUGCACAAUAAAGCUCUACAAGCCCCAGGAAGGGCCAUUUCUGCUGCUGUUUCUCGGUUGAGGGAUAAAUUGGAAGAUUCAGCGUAUAAGAUCUUAAUGGAUUACCACAGUGCAACAGUGACUCUCUUAGCCCUUCAAGCAGCUGCAACUGAGGAUGAACAUGACUGUUCCGCUGAUAGAAUUAUGACUAAAAAGGAGUUUCUGGAGAGCUUAAUGCCGGAAUUGAAAAGCUUGGCGUUGGGCACCAAUCAGUCUGGACUCAACAAACAGUCAAAAGGACCGGGCACCUGUUUUCUACAAGAAAGUCCAUGAGCAAAGCCUGUACACAGCAAAAAUAUUGAGAUA